ACGAGAGAAGAUUUUGGUAACAUAAUAAUCCCAAUCCCAAAUUGCCAAAACAAAACAAACUUUGUCCUCUCUCUUUCUCUCUUUUAUCUACUCAUUGAGAAAAGAAAACAGAAAGAAACUGUUUAGAUCUCUAUCUAAUCCAUCUGUUAUAACACACACUUUCUCUUUUCCAUCUCGCAAUUCGCACGCAUCACAAUUCACAAUUACACAAACCCUCCUUUGAUUUUUUUAGGUUUUUGAAUAAUUUCAACGAUGGAUCUUAAUAUCGAUGACGGUGACGGUGACACACGCCACCGCAAGUCCUCCGAUUCCGUUCCUUGUUCAAUUUGUCUCGAAAUUGUUUCCGAUAAUGGUGAUCGAUCCUUCGCUAAGCUUCAAUGCGGUCAUCAAUUUCAUCUCGAUUGCAUUGGCUCGGCCUUCAAUGCAAAAGGCGCAAUGCAAUGCCCUAAUUGUCGGAAGAUCGAGAAAGGUCAGUGGCUUUAUGCUAAUGGAAGCCGAUCAUAUCCAGAAUUCAAUAUGGAGGAUUGGACACGCGAUGAUGAUGUAUAUGAUCUUAGCUAUUCUGAAAUGUCCCUGGGAGUUCACUGGUGCCCCUUUGGUAACUUUGCCCAACUUCCUUCUUCAUUCGAAGAACGGGAAUAUUCACCAAUUCCAUAUCAUGAUGCACCGGGACCAAUGUUUACCGAGCAUUCAGCCGUGUCUUCCGGUAGUCAUCCUUGUCCAUAUAUUGCUUAUGUUGGUCCAGUACAUCCCUCCACCUCUAACUCUGGUGGAACUGUUUCAGAAGUUUCUAACUUCAAUCACUGGAAUGCUCGACCUAUACAUGGUGACAUGUCAACCUCGUACACAGUUCCUGCCGUGGUUCUUCAUUAUCACAGUUGGGACCACCAUUCCUCCCAUUUCUCCUCUGGCAGUAGCCAUCUCGGUGCUGCUGAUCAGCCCUCGGUAUCACAAAGUAAUCAAAGGCCAACAAGGGGUUCAGAGGCCACUAGAUCUGGAUCUUAUAUGCAUCCGUACCCUGUUGGUCACAGUUCUGUUGCUAGAGCCGGGAACUCUGCUGCAUCAUCCAUGAUUCCUCCUUAUCCAGGUAGCAAUGCUCGUGCCCGUGAUAGAGUUGAGGCGCUUCAAGCAUACUAUCACCAACAGCAACCUCCAAAUUCUACCACAGUACGGCCACCUGUCGCUUCUAGCGCUCGAAGAUCCAGCGGUCACAGUAGGUCAGCUCCAUUAGCAUCGUUGUCCUCGCCGCCAGACCAAAGUGGUAGCUACAUUUAUCUCCCAGGACGCAAUUUUCAAGAAGAAACCCGUCUUCCAAGUCACUUCCAUGCGUGGGAAAGAGAUCACUUGCCUUCAUCGUCAUUAAAUCAAGUUGGUAGAGAAUCAAGUUGGAGAGCGUACCACCAAACUGCCAGUGGGACAGACCCAGGUUUCAGAUCUUCUAGCUUUCGUUUAAGGAGUGACUCAGAGAGAACACCUUCACAAAAUCGGUGAUACACUUGUUUAUAGCAAACUACCAUUAUUAUGGUAAAUCAAAAUUUAUUUAUGCUUAAAAAAUGUUACAUAAUGCUUUGGCCUGGCUGGCAUGUUUUCUCAGACUAUAUAUAUAUACUCUGGCUGGCCUUGGAAUUGAUCUUUCUGGCAGCUAUGAGGCAUUGUGAAUUGACAUUGGCUUCCUCUAGUUUGGUUGCUUUGGAGGGCAUAAAAUAAGAUGUUAUCGAAUAUCAGGUUUUGUAAAGAAACACCGAGGCAUUGUCUUUUCAAGUGAUAAAUCAGUGAUUGGAAUUUUUUUUUAGUCGAUAAA
This is a messenger RNA of Medicago truncatula (barrel medic), 1801 nucleotides long. Its product is annotated as E3 ubiquitin-protein ligase RFI2. The record is from RefSeq and is a predicted model, not a curated record. NCBI's taxonomy places the organism in Eukaryota, Viridiplantae, Streptophyta, Magnoliopsida, Fabales, Fabaceae. Gene Ontology annotation, molecular function: ubiquitin-protein transferase activity. Bases 253 to 1491 code for a protein of 412 amino acids. The transcript has 6 exons.